This is a messenger RNA of Ctenopharyngodon idella (grass carp), 3934 nucleotides long. RefSeq names its product intraflagellar transport 122 homolog (Chlamydomonas) (gene ift122). Gene Ontology annotation, cellular component: intraciliary transport particle A; non-motile cilium. The record is from RefSeq and is a predicted model, not a curated record. The transcript has 29 exons. Gene Ontology annotation, biological process: protein localization to cilium; non-motile cilium assembly; intraciliary retrograde transport. NCBI's taxonomy places the organism in Eukaryota, Metazoa, Chordata, Actinopteri, Cypriniformes, Xenocyprididae. Bases 114 to 3677 code for a protein of 1187 amino acids. Gene Ontology annotation, molecular function: protein binding.
CUGUCCUCCAUGUCGUUGUUUUUAGCUUCAGUUUGCAUCUCUCUCAGCAUCUCUGCCUCAGUGCUGAUGAUCUGACCUGUUGAAUUCAUGCUGAAGACCGUCAUCUUUCCGAAAUGAGGGCUGUUCCCACAUGGAUAGAUAAAGUACACGACCGGGAUAAGGUUGAACAAUGUAUUUAUGAUCUCGCCUUCAGACCAGAUGGAUCUCAGCUCAUAGUAGCGGCUGGAAAUCGAGUUCUGGUGUACGACACGGCCGACGGGACGCUCAUACAGCCGCUGAAGGGACACAAAGACACUGUCUACUGCGUGGCUUACGCUAAAGAUGGGAAACGCUUUGCAUCCGGUUCAGCAGAUAAAAGCAUCAUCAUCUGGACCUCAAAACUGGAGGGGAUCCUCAAAUACACUCACAAUGACUCGAUCCAGUGUGUGACGUACAACCCCGUCACACACCAGCUGGCGUCAUGUUCCUCAGGAGACUUCGGUCUGUGGUCUCCAGAGCAGAAGUCUGUCUCCAAACACAAAGUCAGCAGUAAGAUCACCUGCUGUGGGUGGACUAAUGACGGCCAGUACUUGGCUCUGGGAAUGAUGAACGGUGUGGUGAGCAUCAGAAACAAGAACGGAGAAGAGAAGGUGAAGAUCGAGCGUCCGGGCGGCUCCUCAUCGCCCAUCUGGUCCAUCGCCUGGAACCCGUCCAAGGAUGAACACAAUGAUAUCUUGGCAGUGGCUGAUUGGGGGCAGAAGCUGUCUUUCUACCAGCUCAGUGGGAAACAGAUUGGGAAGGACCGGCAGCUGAACUUUGACCCCUGCUGCGUGAGCUUCUUCUCGAAGGGCGAGUACAUUGUGAUGGGCGGCUCAGACAGACAGGCUUCGCUCUACACUAAAGACGGGGUUCGGCUCGGCACCGUUGGCGAGCAGAGCUCCUGGGUUUGGACCUGCCGCGUCAAGCCAGACUCGAAUUAUGUGGUUUUAGGCUGUCAGGACGGCACCAUCGCAUUCUUCCAGCUCAUCUUCAGCACGGUUCAUGGCUUAUACAAGGACCGCUAUGCCUACAGGGACAGUAUGACCGACGUCAUCGUGCAGCACCUCAUCACCGAGCAGAAAGUGCGAAUAAAAUGCCGUGAGUUGGUGAAGAAGAUCGCCAUCUACCGCAGCCGACUGGCCAUUCAGCUUCCUGAGAAGAUCCUCAUCUACGAGCUUUACUCCGACGACUCCAACGACAUGCAUUACCGCGUCAAAGAGAAGAUCUGCAAACGCUUUGAGUGCAACCUGCUGGUCGUCUGCUCACAACAUAUCAUUCUCUGUCAGGAAAAGAGGCUGCAGUGUUUGUCCUUCACGGCCGUCAAAGAGAAAGAGUGGCUGAUGGAGUCUCUCAUUCGCUACAUCAAAGUGAUCGGCGGCCCGGCUGGACGAGAGGGGCUUCUGGUGGGACUGAAGAACGGAGCUAUCCUGAAGAUCUUCGUGGACAACCCGUUCGCCAUCACGCUGCUGAAGCAGAACACGUCUGUGCGCUGUCUGGACAUGAGCACGUCACGCAGCAAACUGGCAGUGGUGGACGAACACAACACGUGCCUGGUGUACGACAUUCACACCAAAGAGCUGCUCUUCCAGGAGCCCAAUGCGAACAGCGUGGCGUGGAACACGCAGUGUGAAGACAUGCUGUGUUUCUCUGGCAGUGGAUAUCUGAACAUCAAGGCCAGUAACUUCCCAGUGCACCAGCAGAAACUGCAGGGCUUCGUAGUGGGUUACAAUGGAUCCAAGAUCUUCUGCCUUCACGUCUACUCUAUGGCUGCAGUGGAGGUGCCUCAGUCGGCUCCGAUGUAUCAGUACCUGGAGCGCCGCAUGUUUCAGGAGGCCUAUCAGAUCGCCUGUCUGGGAGUGACGGAUAAUGACUGGAGGGAUCUGGCCACUGAGGCUCUGGAGGGACUCGAUUUCCACACCGCCAAGAAGGCGUUCAUCAGGGUUCGAGAUCUGCGCUAUCUGGAGCUCAUCAGCAGCAUUGAAGAGAGGAAGAGGAGGGGUGAGAAUGAUAACCAGCUCUUCCUCGCAGACGUUUACGCGUAUCAGGGCAAGUUCCAUGAGGCCGCCAGACUCUACCGGAGAAGCGGGCAGGACAGCCGUGCACUCAGCAUGUACACCGACCUGCGCAUGUUUGAGUACGCCAAGGACUUCCUCGGCUCAGCAGAUCCCAAGGACACUAAACUGCUGAUGAAGAAGCAGGCGGACUGGGCGAAGAACAGUAAAGAGCCUCGAGCGGCUGCAGACAUGUACUUGACGGCAGGAGAACACAUGAAAGCCAUCGAGAUCAUCGGAGAACAUGGCUGGAUGGACAUGUUGAUAGAUUUGGCUCGUAAGCUGGAUAAAGCAGAGCGGGAGCCGCUGUCCAGAUGUGCCGUGUUUUUUAAGAAGUUCAAUCAUCACGGUUACGCUGCUGAGAUUUAUAAUAAAAUGGGUGAUCUGAAGGCGCUGGUGCAGCUUCAUGUGGACACUACACACUGGGAUGAGGCGUUCUCUCUAGUCGAGAAACACUCUCAGUUCAGAGAUGACGUGUAUGUGCCGUACGCACAGUGGUUGGCUGAACACGACCGUUUCGAGGAGGCCCAGAAAGCCUUCCACAAAGCGGGGCGUCAGGCGGAGGCCGUGCGAGUGCUGGAGCAGCUUACCCAUAAUGCCGUGGUGGAGAGCAGGUUCAAUGACGCCUCGUACUACUACUGGAUGCUGUCCAUGCAGUGCCUCGACAUCGCCAGAGAUAACACAGAGAAGAAGGAGGAGAUGCUGAAGAAGUUUCACAGUUUCCAGCACUUGGCUGAGCUGUAUCACGUCUAUCAUUCUGUCCAUCGAUACAUGUCGGAGCCCUUUAGUUCCAACAUGCCAGAAAUUCUCUUCAACAUCUCCCGGUUUCUCUUCCACAACCUGACCAGAGAUGUUCCCAUGGGCAUCUCUAAAGUAGAUACUCUGUAUGCUCUGGCAAAGCAGAGUAAAGUUCUGGGAGCAUAUAAAGUAGCGCGACACGCCUUCGAGAAACUGCAGGGCCUGAAGAUCCCGUCCCGCUAUCAGGAGAGCAUGGAGCUCAGCUGCCUGACAGUCCGCUCCAAACCCUACCGUGACAGCGAGGAUUUGAUCCCGAUGUGUUACCGCUGCUCCACCAACAACCCUUUGCUGAAUAACCAGGGCAACUCCUGCAUCAACUGCAGACAGCCGUUCAUAUUUUCUGCCUCCUCUUAUGAGGUUCUUCCGCUGGUAGAGUUUUAUCUGGAGGAGGAUAUCUCGGAUGAGGAGGCCGUGUCUCUGAUUGACCUGGAAGUGCCUCGCGUGGAGCGAAGCGGCAGCUGGCAGGAGAUGGGCGGAGGAGAAUCUCAGUGUCUGAAGCUGGAUGAUGGGACUGAAGACCCAGAGGACGACCCCUUUACAGCCAAACUCAGCUUUGAGCAGGGUGGCCGGGAGUUUGUGCCGGUGGUCGUGAGUCGGGCGGUGUUGAGGUCCAUGUCUAGACGGGAUGUUCUGAUCAAGCGCUGGCCCAAACCUCUCAGCUGGCAGUACUACCGAUCUCUGCUGCCCGACGUCAGCAUCACCAUGUGUCCGUCCUGCUUUCAGAUGUUUCACAGUGAGGACUACGAGCUGUUGGUUCUUCAGCACAACUGCUGUCCGUACUGCCGCAGACCCAUCGACGAGCCCAGCUAGCACAACCGUAUGUGCUGAAUGUGCGUGAGCUCGGUUUGAUCAGGAUUGAGCUGUUGGAAUCCGUCAGUAAAUGCCAGCUCAGCGCAGCUCUGAUAGGAUUACCCGGAUCAACCGGCCAAAGCAGAUUACACCGUGUAUCCAUGUGUGUCCAUACAUGCUCCUUAUCACACUUACACACACACACAGCUCAUUCCAUUUAAACACUGCUACUCGUUUGUGAGCGAAGUCGUUUUAAAUAAAGAUUUCAUAUUUAUGUC